Messenger RNA from Salarias fasciatus (jewelled blenny), 4209 nucleotides. Its product is annotated as semaphorin-3F-like. The record is from RefSeq and is a predicted model, not a curated record. Gene Ontology annotation, biological process: neural crest cell migration; axon guidance; semaphorin-plexin signaling pathway. Gene Ontology annotation, molecular function: chemorepellent activity; semaphorin receptor binding. The transcript is spliced from 19 exons. The coding region runs from base 503 to 2941 and encodes 812 amino acids. Gene Ontology annotation, cellular component: plasma membrane. NCBI's taxonomy places the organism in Eukaryota, Metazoa, Chordata, Actinopteri, Blenniiformes, Blenniidae.
UUUCCAGCGGAGCUCACGCUGCGCGCCCGGACCCCCUCUGCACCGCGCCGGACUUUUUUUAUUCCCUCCCAGCUGCUUUUUCCGCCUCCCUCCUGUCCGCACGAGAUGUGGAUGGUGGCCGUGCGUCGGCAGCAUCUACUCGACUCGCGGUUGAAAUAAGAGAAACAUUUCCCCCCUGCUCUUCUUGAACUGUCAUUUUCUGACUGUUGGCUGCCCGCUCCGGGGCCAAGACGCGCACGCAGCGAGCGCAGGUACAGCCCCGCACACCCCCGCUUCCACCUCCACCUCCACCUGCACGAGGACUGACCACAGGAGGAUUUUCUAUUGUUAUUGAUUUCAACUUGGAGAGAAAGCGAGAGUGAUCGAUCUGUUGGAAUUGGUUUGUUCAAUGACUUGCAAGGUUGGAUCUGAACUUAUAUCCGGAGAGCUGUAAGAUUUUUUUCUUUUUUUCUUUAUUAUUUUUUUAAAGGCACUUUUGGGUGCUACUGGAGGUUGAUCCACCAUGCAGCUGGACGGUCUGUGGACAAUCCACACCCUCCUGGCACUGUCCAGCUUGGCUUUUGGGAACCAAAUGAGCAAUGACCCUCUGGCUGCUCCUCGUGUCUUCAUCUCCUUCAAAGAACUGAGAUCUACCGGUACCGCUCAUCACUUUGCCUACCUCCUCAACACAUCUGACUACCGGAUCCUCCGCAUGGAUGAGGACCACGAUCGCAUGUACGUCGGCAGCAAGGAUCACAUCCUGUCCCUGGACCUCCACGACAUCAACAAGGACCCACACAUCAUCCACUGGCCAGUGUCCGAGCGGAGACGGAUGGAGUGCCUUGUGAGUGGGAAAGACGCCAAUGAAGAGUGUGCAAACUUCAUCCGUCUGAUUGAACCGUGGAACCGGACCCAGCUGUAUGUCUGCGGGACGGGAGCAUACAAUCCAGUCUGUACCUUUGUCAACCGUGGCCGCAAACCUCAGACGUCCAUGUAUCUGCAGAUGGCCCAGGCCAGAGGAAGGGCUAGCCGCGCCGCUGAACCCAGCGCGGUGCACGAGACACUCGGACUGAAGGAAGAAAUCUUCCAUUUGGAGCCGGGCAAAGUGGAGUCUGGAAAGGGAAAGUGCUCCUACGAUCCGAAGCUCAACAGCGUGUCAGCUCUGAUCAAUGGUGAACUGUACGCCGGGGUCUAUGUUGACUUUAUGGGAACAGAUUCUGCCAUUUUCCGGACACUUGGGACAAAGACUGCCAUGCGGACAGAUCAGUACAACUCCAGAUGGUUGAAUGAUCCCACUUUCGUCCAUGUUCACCUCAUUCCAGACAGCGCGGAGAGAAAUGACGACAAGCUCUACUUCUUCUUUCGGGAGAAGUCCUCUGAGAUGGGUCAGAGCCCCGUGACUCAGUCCCGCAUCGGACGCAUCUGCCUGAACGAUGAUGGAGGUCACUGCUGUCUGGUCAACAAGUGGAGCACCUUCCUGAAGGCCAGACUCAUCUGCUCGGUUCCCGGGGCCGACGGCAUGGAGACGCACUUUGACGAACUCCGAGAUGUUUACAUACAGCCAACACAGGAUAUAAAAAAUCCUGUGAUAUAUGGAGUCUUCUCUGUUUCGGGCUCUGUGUUCAAAGGCUCAGCGGUUUGCGUAUACUCCAUGGCCGACAUCCGCAUGGUCUUCAAUGGACCCUUCGCUCACAAGGAGGGUCCCAAUUACCAGUGGGUGGCCUACACUGGAAAGAUCCCCUACCCUCGGCCCGGCACGUGCCCCGGAGGCACAUUCACUCCCAACAUGAAGUCCACAAAAGACUACCCAGAUGAAGUGAUUAACUUCAUGAGGAAUCACCCUGCCAUGCACAACGCUGUGUACCCAGUGCACAAGCGCCCCCUGGUGGUUCGUACCAACGUGGACUACGAGUUCACCACCAUCACUGUGGACCAGGUGACGGCUGCUGAUGGAAACUAUGAAGUGCUCUUCUUAGGAACCGACAAGGGGACAGUUCAGAAAGUCAUUGUGCUGCCUCGAGACGACCUCCAGACUGAAGAGCUGGUGUUAGAGGAGGUCGAGGUUUUCAAGGUCCCUACUCCCAUAACAACAAUGAAGAUCUCCUCCAAAAGGCAACAGCUUUACGUGUCCUCUGUGGUCGGCCUGACCCAGCUGGCCCUCCACCGCUGUGACGUGUACGGCGAGGCCUGUGCCGACUGCUGCCUGGCCAGAGAUCCCUACUGCGCCUGGGACGGGAAGUCCUGCUCACGUUACUCGGCUUCGCAGAAGAGGUCUGACCCCUUUAGACGUAGCCGGAGGCAGGACGUCAAGUACGGCAACCCCAUCCGCCAGUGCAGAGGCUUCAACUCUAAUGCCAAUAAGAACACCCUGGAGAUGGUGCAGUAUGGGGUGGAGGGCAGCAGUACCUUCCUGGAGUGUCAGGCCCGCUCGCCACACGCUGUGAUCAAAUGGCAUCUGCAGAGAGACAACAGCGACCGCAGGAAAGAGAUGCGCUCCGAUGGCCGGAUUCUGAAGACGGAGCAGGGCCUCCUGCUGAGGUCCCUGCAGCCCUCCGACUCCGGCAUGUACCAGUGCACGGCCACAGAGAAGAACUUCAAGCACACGCUGGUCAAGCUGCAGCUGGUGGUGCUGUCGGGCCGGGCCGUCAACAACGCGCUGGUGGAGGGCGCGGCGGGGCUGGUGCCGUCCUCCCUCCACUCCAGCAGCACCCAGUGGACCCCCAGCGCGGGCCAGUACAAGGACCUGCUGACCAUCCUGAGCCAGCCGGAGAUGAGCCUGAUCAAUCAGUACUGCCAGGACUACUGGCAGUACGGAGACCCGCUCCUGGGCGCCCUUAAGACCAAAGACCUGAAGGAGCUCAAGGAGCAGAAGAAGCCCCGCAACCGCCGGCAUCACGGAGGCGGAGAGGCGGAGGAGGAGGAGGAGGAGGAGGAGCAGGAGCAGGAGGGAGUAGAGACAUGAGGAGUGCUGCGGUUUCUGUCUGAAAUGCGCUCAACACAACCCGCCCCUGCCCUCCCUUCCCCCCAACUCCUGUGAAAACUGGGAGAGACUCGAUGAGAGUAGCAACAUGAAAAAAUAUCCACAACCCGGAUUUGAAAAAAAAAAAAAAAAAAAUUACAAACUGGGAAAAAAAAGAGGCUUCCAAACAAAAUCCCACAUCCACUACAUCCAGUCGAACCAUAAGAUAUAUGAUACACAGUAUUUAUUGUAGGUUGUAUAUAGUACCAUUCUGUGGAUUUCUUUGUACUUAUAGAAAAAAACAGACAUGCUCUUUGUGUAUAGGUACCUUUGGGGCGAAUAUUGUUAUUAUUGAUGUUGUUAAUUUUAUUGUUGCUGUUACUGUCACUACAAAACUCAUCUGAACAACACGAUGACCCUGGCGACUGUUUGGAUGUGUUAUCAGGCAUGUAAGCUGUUCAGAGCGAGCUAAGAAGCUCUCUGAGGGGGAAAGGAGCUGUUAAUAAGAGGUGAUGGGAUCUCUGAAACUUUAUUUUGUUAUGUUUUUUUUUUUUUUUCAAUGUUUUGGUUUUUGACUUAACGCCCAGGCUCUGAUUUCUGGACACUCCAGGACGGCUUCAGAUGCGAGCUCAUCGUGGCUUCAUGCAAAGACUUUGUAUUGCAAGGGGACCAUAGACACACGGUCCUGACUGGGACUCAGAAGAAGACUGUUCCAAGAUCCCACUGCUGCAAUUAGGCCUUUUUAGGGGGGCAAAAUGAUGCUCGUCUUUUGUUUCUCUCACUCGGAUUCCUUUUUGAAGGACUGACAGCAAAACGAUAGCUGUGGCACCAGCUAAAGCAAAAUUCUCCGUCACCCCCUCCUCCAAGUAACCUGCAGCUUUGCUCCAACUGCGGGUAAAGGAAAACGAAAUAAACAAAGCACAGAUUGGAUUACUUAGUAUAAAAAUGAUCAGGAAAUAAUGCUGUGGUAUAGUGGGAGUCAAGGUUUUGCACAAAAGGGCAUUAUUGUUUUACAUUCAAGGGACACUGGCUGGGGCCGAAUGCAACAAAACACUCCGGCUGGGGAGAGCUGACCUAAGAAAACACAAACGCAGUUCAGUUUAUGAUAAAAAGCAUUGCCCGGAUCGGGCAGCAGUUGUUCAGCAGUUCUGGGCACACAAGACAUCUUUUCCUAUUUCCUCUUUGACAUUCGUAUGUGGAAAAAAAAACAAAAAGUUAAAAAAAAAAAAAACAAAGCCCAUAUACACAACUGAGCGUUGUAAUAAUGUUGU